Molecule: messenger RNA, 3073 nt
Organism: Xiphophorus hellerii (green swordtail)
Lineage: Eukaryota; Metazoa; Chordata; Actinopteri; Cyprinodontiformes; Poeciliidae
Gene: il13ra1
Product: interleukin 13 receptor, alpha 1
Exons: 10
Coding region: 194-1348 (384 amino acids)
Biological process (GO): cytokine-mediated signaling pathway
Cellular component (GO): external side of plasma membrane
Molecular function (GO): protein binding; cytokine receptor activity
Source: RefSeq, a predicted model, not a curated record
GCUGCUCGCUCUCUCUCUCUCUCUCUCUCUCUCUCUCUCUCUCUCUCUCUCUCUCUCUCUCUCUGUGUGUGUGUGUGUUUUGUUUAGCGUCAGUCUGUCGUGAGACAGUGAAGGUCUUUAUUCACACUGAGCGGCACGAGGAGAGAAUGAGAAAAUAAGAAAAAGACAAACCGCGUUCAACUGUAUCAACAGGAUGUUUCGGUGCUUGGAGUUCGUCGCUUUUGUUUGUUUGUCUCUUGCGGCCAAACCCGCAACAGGGCAGAUUUUGCCUCCCCACAACUUGUCCCUGCGUUGGAUUAAUGAGUUCACCCCAGAGCUCACCUGGGAGCCGCCUCCGCACUCCAUGGCAAACUGCCACUAUGAGGGAAAGAUCGAAAAGAACCACAAAGAGGAAAGAGUAUUUGAGCCUAUCGAAGGCAAGUCUACAUCUUUUGAUGAUGGCACGCUGUACAUGGAGGGAGGACUUCUAAGUUACUGUUUGGAAACAGUUUGUCCCGGUAACCGAAGUGAACCAGCAUUUUUGAAUAUAUCUUACCCAGAUCUGGUGAAGUCGUUGGAUUUCUACAUAAAACCUGCCAAACGAGGCCACUGCUCCUGGUCCCCCGUCAGGACAACUCCAGAGCUGCGUUUCUUCUAUCAAUUGAACGAUCAGCUCUCUCACAAAGGCUCGGCAGAGAUACUGCGAGAAUGCUCAUCGUACAGUUACACUGGUGGUGUGAAGUCUGGGUGUGACUUGAAUGCGACGACAAGUAUGAGCAUUAAGAUGCUGUUUAAUGCAACAGUGAACAACAAAGUUGUUCGGAACACCUUCCAUUGGGACAAAUUAAAAGUAAAACCAGCUGCCCUUGAAUGGACAGUCAAAGAAAAUAAGAGCAAUUUCACCAUCAGCUGGACUCCUCCAGACAUGCUAAGUUUAGAUUCAUGGACAUUCAAAAUAGAUUACACCAUAAAUGGAAAAGAGCAGAAAACAUUGUCUGCAUUCGGACAUUCCUACACGCUGGAGCGGGACCCUUCCUGUCAGUACUGCAUGAAGAUUCAAGCCAAGAGCAAAUUUGGCGACUCGCCUCCAACCGAUGAGAAGUGUUUUGGUCCUGAUCGGGGUUUGUUCUCGGUGUACGUCAUCAUCUUUGCCCUGCUAGUUAUUCUGGCAGCUAUCUCCAUUGCGUGUUUGCUGAGGUAUAAGAAACAUAUUUUCCCCAAAAUUCCAGUACCUUCGAACUUCUUCAAAGAUGUUAUCGAAAACAACAAUGAGAGCUUUUUUCGCAAGUUGUACGUCCCGCCAGAGGAACAAGAGAACUGUACCGUCACGGUGGUGAAAGACGCGCAGACCACCAAACCAGACUGUUGAAACUCCUCCGCUGUCAGCGCACUCUUCCUCUGAAGCAAGAAAUCAUAUUGGCAUUAACACGGAGACCUGAUUCUGAGUCCAGUUUUACGAAACUUUGCAAAAAAGUAAUCUUAGGUGACUGUAGAUUAGAAGGCCAAGCUUUGCUAUGUUGAUACAGCAGAAGAAGAAAAUGGACCGCUGUUUCUGAACAGAUUCACUCAGCGGCUGCUUGUUUUCACGGAAAUGCCUGAGAUUCGGUCGCUUUGCACUAAGGGGUCACUGAACUGAAAGUCAGGACCUUUCCUUGGAGAUCCUUCUGACGCAUGCAGCUGUUCCUACUCAGCCGCAGCCAUAUGAGAUGCAGACUGAAAGAGAUUCAUUAUUUAUCCCCAGCUUGCGGUGUUUUGUUUUAUAACAAAUCUGGUUUCCAUGUCCAGCUGAGGCACACCAUGAACAUUUGUAGAUGGGAUUUCUUUUUUUUUUUGAAGAGUUCCCAGACCAGAAUCCAACAAUGUACCACAAAUUCUUGUAUUAUUUUUUCCUACUCUUGGCUCUUUUUAUGUCAUGAAACCAGAGGGACCCAGUACUGUACGCCAUCUUUGUGUAAAGAGUUUGUUUUUUUUAUUUGCACAUAUGAAAUGGGAAGAGAAACAUUUCCAGCUCACAGUGGGAAGGGUAGUUAUCCUGGAAACGGUUGGAAAAUGCUACACUCUUUCUGCUUGAAUUUCUUGACAGCUGCAUAAAAAGAUGAAUUAUAUUCCAUUACUUACGAGAAGCUGCUAAAUUCAUUCAAUCAUUUUUACACCCUGUACACAGAUAUAAAUCUAGGUAUGCAGUCUGCAAACCCAGCAAAUCUACUGUAGCCGUAAAUGCACACGACUCCAAAUGUUAUCCGGCGGCAAAGUGCUUUGAAUACAAUCGAUGGGACGUGUGAGGUGUGUGUGAACCAACAUUAGGGCGAUACACACGCCUCCUUGGCUGCAUUAAGGCCAGAUUUGGUGCGGGGUCAGUUGUGACAAUAAUCUGCAAGAAUCAGAUCCAUAAAUGCGGGAAAAUUCUCAGGGUUACAAAACCAAACACCUGACUAAACGUUAACAAAUGUAAGAUGGUAAGAAAAACAUUUAAAGAAGAAAAAGGAUAUUCCCACUGAGCUCAUUCAGUGUCAGAGAGUCCUAACUCUGGACAACGUUCUCCUCUCCAACACCACGCCCAGAGAUUCUAGUUCCUCUCUUACGACACAACUGGCCUUUCCGCCUCAACAAACAUGGCGGCACUGACCACCACCGACUCGUAGAACAUCCUCAGCAUCUUCCGGCAGACGUUCCGGUGCCCGGGCCUGUUCAGAAAGACGAAAUAGCUCUGACCCUCCUUUUUAAAUCAUAUUUGCAUUUUUUAGGCAAGUCUGAUUUAUUGUCCAAGUACACCCCCCCACAUGACCUCCAGUUACUCAUACCUUUUCUGUCGUGACCCCUUGAAUGUCAACAGGGGUCAUGGAGGCUCUUGGACCUGUUCAAGUCCCCAACCAGCACUUUAGUGUCACCACUUUGGGUUCCAAGUGGUUUUUCACGUUCCAUGUAUUAACACAAGCCUGUGUUAUCUCUCAUCACCGCCACCGAUGAGUCCAACUACCUCAGACUCAUGAGAAUACUUCUGUGGAUGGCAGGUGUCUGCACAGUGGCUGAAAUCACAGGUGUAGAGAAUAAAAAGAAAAGGCGAGAAAGUUUUUGAUAAAACACUUUGGGAGGG